GGCCAGGACAAGAUGGAGCGAAGGACUCCCUUCGGUGCCUUGCGACUCCUCUGUUUGGCCGCCCUGAGCUCCGGGUGGAAUGUGGAUGCCUGGACAUACCAUUACAACAAUAAGGGGAUCUACGUCUGGGAUGAGGCCCGUGAAUUUUGUCAGAAGUAUUACACCGACUUGGUGGCCAUCCAGAAUCAAAAAGAAAUCUCCUAUCUCAACGGGAAACUCCCCCAAUUCAAGUACCACUACUGGAUCGGGAUUCGGAAAGUCGACGGGGUCUGGACCUGGGUGGGGACCGGGAAACCGCUGACCAAGGAGGCCGAGAACUGGGCGGCCCACGAGCCCAACAACAAGGGGUCCAGCCAAGACUGCGUGGAAAUCUACAUCAAGGGAGACACCCAGCCCGGGAAGUGGAACGACGAGCCGUGCGACCGACGGAAGAGAGCACUCUGCUAUCGGGCCUCCUGCCUGCCCGACUCCUGCAGCCAGCGAGGAGAAUGUGUGGAGACCAUCGGGAAUUACACCUGUUCCUGCCUCCCUGGAUUUUCUGGGCCGGAGUGUGAAUCCGUGACAGAAUGUAAAGAGCUCAGCCCCAACCCUCAUCAGCCCAGAAGGACCUGCAGCCACCCACUGGGAUACAAUGCCUUCAAUUCCACCUGCAAUUUCAGUUGCCCAGAGGGAUCUGAGCUUCAGGGAGCCUCCAGGCUGGAGUGCUUGGCAUCUGGAAACUGGUCAGCUGAGAUCCCACAGUGCACAGCUGUUCAGUGUCGGCCCCUGGAGCGUCCGGACCGAGGGGACGUGAGCUGUUCCCCUUCCCUGGUGGAAUUCCAGUUCAACUCAACGUGCCGCUUCCGCUGCCAAGAGGGGUUUGUGCUGAACGGCUCGGAGACCGUCUGGUGCGAGGCCUCGGGGGAAUGGACGACGCCAGCCCCCACCUGUGAAGUAAUAAGAUGCCCCAGCUUGGAAAGUCCUGAAAGAGGCGCCAUGAAGUGCCACCAACCCAUGGGCCUCUUCGCCUAUGACUCUCGCUGUGACUUCCGCUGCCCACCCGGUUUCCGCCUCAGUGGCUCGGCAACGCUCCGCUGCACGGCCCUGGGCCUGUGGACGGCUCCGCCCCCAGCCUGCCACGUCAUCGACUGUGAGCCGCCGGAGAUUCCGGCCCAUGGAACCAUGGAUUGUUCCCUCUCCGGGGGAAGAGUUCAAUACAAUUCCAGCUGCAAUUUCCGUUGUGCUGAAGGGUUUGUCCUGAAUGGAGCAGAGACAGUUUCGUGUUCCGCCUCUGGAAACUGGACGGCAUCAGUCCCUACUUGUCAAGCCGUGCAGUGUCAGGAUUUGGAAGGUCUUGUCAGAAGCCAGAUGACUUGUUAUCACCCAUUUGGAGAUUUUGCUUUCCAGUCCACCUGCAAUUUCACAUGUGACAAGGGGUUUCGGCCGGCUGGGCCAAAAAUGCUGCGCUGCUUGGCAACUGGACACUGGACUUCUUUGCCACCCGUUUGCCAAGCGGUUCAGUGCAAGUCUCUGCUGACCCCCCGGCAAGGAACAAUGUCCUGCAUUCACCCUGUUGGAAAUUUCAGCUAUAAAUCCACCUGCCAGUUCACCUGCCUUGAGGGAUUUUCUUUAAAUGGAUCCGAGACGCUGAGCUGCACAGAGGCCGGACUGUGGACGGCACCACCCCCAACAUGCCAAGCGGUUCAGUGCAAGCCGUUACUGACGCCCCAGCAAGGAACAAUGUCCUGUGUUCACCCUGUUGGAGAUUCCAGCUAUAAAUCCACCUGCCAGUUCACCUGCCACGAGGGAUUUUCCUUAAACGGAUCUGAGAUCCUGAGCUGCACAGAGGCAGGCCUGUGGACGGCACCACCCCCAACAUGCCAAGUGAUUCAGUGCCCAGAACUGCAAGCCCCCAAGCACGGCCUCGUGAACUGCUUGGACCCUCCGAAGCGAUUUGGCUUUAAUUCAUCCUGUGACUUUGGCUGUUCAGAAGGAUUUGUUUUGCGCGGACCCGGGGUCGUGCGGUGUGAGAUCACUGGAAACUGGACCCAUCAGCCUCCAGUGUGUGAAGUUAUCAGAUGCCCAGACCUGCAGGCUUCUAAGCCAUUGGAAAUGAACUGUUCCCAUCCCUUGGGGAACUUCAGUUAUGGAUCCACCUGUGAAUUCCACUGCCCCAAAGGCCAUGUCUUAAACAGCUCGCCAACCGUUUGGUGCCAGGGGAAGGGAGAAUGGUCAGACAAGAUGCCAACCUGCCAAGAGGAUGCCUUGUCUGUCCAAGAAGCCCUCACCUACUUGGGCGGAACUGUGGCAGGUGCAACCAGCCUCCUCGUAGGUGGGACCCUCCUGGCCUUGCUAAGGAAGCAUCUCAGGCAGAAAGAUGAUGGGAAAACCCCCUUGACUCCUUGUAGUCACUUAGGCACCCCUGGAGUUUUCACAAAUGCAGCCUUUGAUUCCAGUUCUUAAGAGAUCUCCAGAUCCUCUCCUACCCCUCCAACUUCCCCAGGACGCAGUCUUUCGAAUAUUCUGCCUUCUUACCAAAACCCAACCUCUCCCGUGGCUUAAACUGGCAGUUUUAUGAACAUUUAGGUAAACAAAAGAUUUCAUUCUCCGCAGGUUGCAUUUUUUCCCUAGGGCUGCCAGAGAGAUUCUCUCUGAUCUGCUGCCUCUCUGACCCUUCAGCCCAAUGCUUCCCAGCAGUAGAGGCGACAGGAACCUCCAGCUCCUGAAGAGCUACAAGAGGGAGUUUGACUUUUCCCCAGGCCACAUCCCCCUGUAACAAACUCUGGGUCAAUGAGGGAGACAGAUGUUGGAGAGCUGUGACUGGCCUAGAAAUCACAAUUGGGGUUUCCCAUUUCCAAUAGAAUAAAACUGGCACC
Tachyglossus aculeatus (Australian echidna) is the source of this 2855-nucleotide messenger RNA. RefSeq names its product selectin P (gene SELP). The coding region runs from base 13 to 2442 and encodes 809 amino acids. Gene Ontology annotation, cellular component: external side of plasma membrane; membrane. The record is from RefSeq and is a predicted model, not a curated record. Gene Ontology annotation, biological process: response to cytokine; leukocyte tethering or rolling; heterophilic cell-cell adhesion. Gene Ontology annotation, molecular function: oligosaccharide binding; sialic acid binding. The transcript is spliced from 16 exons. Lineage: Eukaryota; Metazoa; Chordata; Mammalia; Monotremata; Tachyglossidae.